AUGCGCUUCGGAUUGAAGUUUAAAUGGAGAAAAAGUGGCACCAACAAAUCGAGGAUUCCACAGCACCCGACAUCGACUCGGCAGAAGGCAGGAGGAUCGGGAAGUGACGCGGGCCCCAACCCCGCAGUCUCACCUUCCUCGUCGCAGUCUUCAUCCAAGGACAAGCAGCCCCUUUGGGAGAAAGCUUAUGAUGAGCUUCGCAGAGAUGAAGCCGAUCUGGUGGCAUCAUUUGAACGCAUUAUGACAUCAGAAUCGCAGGCGAGUCAGGAAUGGGACAGAUCCAGCAGCGCCCAGGAGACGCAGCCACAGAAUCGGCAGCAGCGACUGUCGCUCCUAGUCAACGAAAAGAUUAAGCAGAUGAACAAUCGAAAAUGGCGAUUCAAAAUCGGACAGAAAGAUGUGAAGGUACGAGAGAUGGUUGACCAGAUUGUCAAGAUCAUGAUGAUAGCAAAAGAUUGUGUGUCUGCGGCUGCUAAUUUGGAUCCUGUCCAUGUGGGAUUACCAUGGGCUGGAAUUUGUGUUCUACUUCCGCGGAACGAUGCAUUAGAUGGACUCGAGUACAUCUCCGUUGUUGUCAGCCGUUUCGUCGACAUUGAACAGCUUUAUUUGCAAGACAGACCCACCUCGGAAGGCCACGAUCUGGAGGUCGCGAUUGUGCAGCUAUAUCGCCAGGUCCUUGAAUACCAGGCCAGAUCUUCAUGCCAAUUCAACCGAAACACUGCGGUUCAAACUGUGAGAAAUAUGGUUACGGUAGAUAACUGGAAAGGCAUUAUUGAGAAGAUAAAGUCAUCUGAGACCGAAUGCGACAAGAUCAUGCGCAUUUUGGACAUCAAAGAUCAACGCGACCGGAUGCAAUCAUUGAAAUCAUUAAUGGAAGAGCAAGAGUGUAGGGUCCAAGAGGUCCUGAAAAUUUUUCAACUGGAGGAGAAGACUAGUCGGAAAAUUCUUGAACUGCUCCGCACGACUGACUACGAAACAUUUAAAGCACGAAACGGCAAACGAGUGCCUGGGACAUGCAGUUGGUUUCUACGGCAUAGAGUUUUUCAGGACUGGCAAACUAGUACAAUGGGUUACAGCUUGCUCUGGGUGUCUGCAGACCCUGGAUGUGGGAAAUCCGUGCUAGCAAGGUCUUUGAUCGAAAAUGAGUUGAAGAGCACCGAUUCUCGCAGCACAUGCUAUUUCUUCUUCAAAGAAGACAAUGAUAGGCAGCGUACUAUAACUGUCGCUCUCUGCGCCUUGCUACACCAGCUCUUCGCGCAAAACCCCGCGCUCAUCAGGCAUGCUCAAUCGGCUUACUCCGUGGAAGGGGAAAACCUACGGGAACUGGCCUUUCAGUUGUGGGACAUACUGGUCAGGGCCUCAUCUGAUCCCGAGGCAGGCGAAAUUGUCUGUGUCCUUGAUGCCCUCGAUGAAUGCGAAGAACUGAGUCGUCGCCAAUUCAUAGGGAGGCUGACGGAGCUCUUCGAAAACAACCACGACAAUAAAGAAAAGAAAGCUAGACUGAAACUUCUGGUCACCAGCCGCCUUUACUUUGAUAUUGAACGGUCUUUCCGCCCAAUGACAAAACAGUCCUCCGUGAUCCACCUAAAAGGGGAAGAAGAGUCGAAGGCAAUCAGCGUUGAAAUUGAUCUUGUGAUCAAAUCAGAGAUUCCAAAAAUCACCGAAGAGUUCUAUCUGAGUUCAAAAGAACAAGACUUUCUGGAACAGGAGCUCCUCAGUGUGCCGCACAGGACAUACCUCUGGCUAAAAUUGAUCCUUGAGGUGAUUCACAAUGAACUGUCUGUCACUGAAACGAAACUACGUCGGAUCCUUGGAACUAUUCCCAGCUCGCUAGACAAAGCCUAUGAUGCAAUCCUUAAUAGAAGCCCUGAUAUCGAGCGGGCUCGCAAGCUGCUUACUCUUGUGGUUUCUGCCGUUCGUCCCUUGACUCUGGGAGAGAUGCGUGUCGCUUUGGCAUUGAAACCAGACAGCCGAUCUUACGAUCAACUGGAUCUAGAGAAUGAAAGCACCUUUGAGAUGACUGUCAGAAAUUUAUGUGGCUUGUUUCCUCUCCCUGAGGAUCCUCGACAUAUUCCUAAUUCCUUGAUGCGCUUUUCUCUUCUUGGAAUUCCUGUCGCAGUCAAGUCUUUGCUGGAUGAAAUGAAAGGGGUUGCCUACUACCACAGUAUUUGUCCUUUGCGAUUUGUGAAUGCGCAAGGUGGAUCUGGCCAGACAGCACUGUCGUUGGUUGCACAAAAGGGAGACCUGGAAAUGGUCACAAUACUACUUACACAUGGCGCAGAUGUGAAUGCAAGGAAAAAAAACGGCGCCCCGCCCCUUUCCCUGGCUGCCGCAGAGGGACAUGAGGCAACAGCCAAUCUACUCCUCGAAUAUGGAGCUAAAGUCGAAUGCAAAGACAAGCACGGACAUCCGCCUCUGUGGUACGCGGUUUGCCGCGGGAAAAGCAUUUCCAUAAUAAAAGCAUUACUUGACUGGGGGGCCAACCUUGAAUACCAGGAUCGAGCCGGCCGAACUGUAUUGUUCUGGGCAGCUUUGACCGACGAUGAGUCACUAGUCAGGCUGAUCCUCAGCAAAGGUGCAAACAUGGACCACAAGGAUAAAAAGGGCAUGACUCCUUUCCUAUAUGCUGCAGCUAAAAAGCGUCCCCGUGCGCUCAAAGUAUUCCUCGAAAGUAACGCCAAUGUCAAUGCCAUUGGCCCUCGAGGAUGCAGCGCUCUAUGUCUCUCUGCUGAAUUCUGGCCGUUAAAACCGGAAUCUUUCUAUAGAUGUGAGCCUGACGAUAAACAUGAGUUGACUAAAAAGCUAUGCCUUGAGACUAUGAGGGUUUUGCUGGACAAUGGAGCAGAUCCUGAGAUCGAAAAUGUCGACGGCCAAACAGCACUAUCACGCGCUGUAUACCACAACUCAUUUUAUGGUGCAGAUUUAUUGUUAGAGCGCGGGGCAAAUCUUGAACAUGUUGACUUGAAGCAUCGAACUCCUCUCCAGAUUGCUUGCAGCCAGAAACCGGGGGUGGAAUUUAUGUUCCAUUACACUGCAGAGCCAUCGGUGGAGAUUUUGCUCCGUCAUGGAGCAAACAUCGAGCACAAAGAUAAUUUGGGAUUUACUGCGCUUGCGUUGGCGAGCAUGCAUAAUUUCCACUCCCUUGCCAGGAAUCUGCUCAAUCAUGGAGCCAGAAUCGAGACCCGGGAUAACUUGCUGUUUACACCUCUUGGGAAGGCCGCCUAUGAAGGCUGGUAUCAAGUUGUGACAACACUUCUCAUGAUGGGAGCCCACGUGGAAGUCAAGAAUACGAGCGGUCUGACUCCCCUUGCGCUGGCUGUCAUGAACUCCCAGCAGCGAAAACCAUAUGAUAGUCCUAGGAAGCGCGACAGUUUAACUCGAAACCAUGUUCAAGCGGAUGAACAGGUCUUGUUGCCAGAGUCCCAUCCGACUGCCACAGUGAAAAUUGGCGAUUCUUUGUCGAUGCAGCGAGAUACCACUGCCAAUCAUGAGAAUAUUUACACGCCUCGAAACCACCUCCGAGUGGCUGAGCUGCUUUUGUUGCGCAAGGCGGACGUGAGCGUCACUGCGGAAAAUGGCCAAUCCCUUUUGUUAAUUGCGGUGUGCAACGGAGAUGUAGAAAUGGUGCGGCUGUUACUUAAAUGGGGCGCAAACAUGGAAUGGCAGGAGGGGGACGAAAUAACCGCCAUUACUUGCGCCGAAGCCAACGGCCACCAAGAAAUAUUGGCGCUUCUCCGGGGAAAAGUGGAAAAGUAG
Messenger RNA from Penicillium canariense, 3756 nucleotides. RefSeq lists its product as uncharacterized. The coding region runs from base 1 to 3756 and encodes 1251 amino acids. Lineage: Eukaryota; Fungi; Ascomycota; Eurotiomycetes; Eurotiales; Aspergillaceae. The record is from RefSeq and is a predicted model, not a curated record. Gene Ontology annotation, molecular function: protein binding. The transcript is spliced from 3 exons.